Messenger RNA from Corythoichthys intestinalis (scribbled pipefish), 3685 nucleotides. RefSeq names its product multivesicular body subunit 12A (gene mvb12a). Gene Ontology annotation, cellular component: cytosol; ESCRT I complex. The record is from RefSeq and is a predicted model, not a curated record. Gene Ontology annotation, biological process: endosome to lysosome transport via multivesicular body sorting pathway; receptor catabolic process; viral budding. Lineage: Eukaryota; Metazoa; Chordata; Actinopteri; Syngnathiformes; Syngnathidae. Bases 99 to 935 code for a protein of 278 amino acids. The transcript has 10 exons.
AUCAGGAAAACACCUAGAGACAGGAGACUGUUCGCUCCCGAGCUGUUUUCUCGCUGGACAAUUAACCGCUACAGUUAAGAGGAAAAACUUCCAUACCGAUGGCCACCAUGGAUCACGGACCUGUCCUGCCACUGACAGCAAUAGCAUGGACAUCCAACCUUUCCACCUGCCCUAAAGACUUUACCCUGAUCAACAUUACUGAAGAUGGAGCAAAUGCAAACUUCACGCGCUUUUCAAUGAGACCCAGUUAUUACCUUUGUUACAGCAAGGCCACCUCGGGUGGUAUGGUCGUGUCAGAUAUUCGACUCAUUGCUGAGAAGGACUCUAUUCCUCAUGGCUACUGCUUCAUCGCGGAGCACUUGGAACCAAAGACCACCGUUUCAAAGAAGAAACGUGUAUGUGUGCGUGUGGUUCCAGUUGGUAGUGUGGACACUGCUAUUUUGGACAUCAAACUGACAGCCAGAAGCAAAAUGAUGUUACAGCAUUACACAUAUGUGGGAGAAAUCAACAACUAUGUAUUGUGGUGUCGGAAGGGUCAUUUUACCAGCACUACACCCCAAACUAAACCACGUAAUGUCAGUCUGACUUCACGCAGAUACUCACUGGAGCUCCCAUCUGUUCCCCAGCCUUUAAAACCCAGCAAUCCGCCACAAGGGUCACAGGUUAGACUCAGCCACAGGCGCCACUCCCUUCCUGGUCAGGAGACCCGGGAAAAAACAGCUGACGGCAGCAUCCAGGGAAUUCCAGCGCUAGAUGGAGUGCCCUUCAGCCUUAACCCAGAGUUGGACAUUCAACCAAAAGCUAUAACUCAGCUGAACUACCAGCUCAACACUAUGACUAUAAAAUCCCUUCAGGACAUAGAAAAUGAGUAUAAAUACACAUUUGCAGUGGAGUAUGCUGCCAAGAGGACCAGACCGCUUGUGCAGAUAUCCUAAUUAGCUCAGUGAUCUUUGUUCCUUUCCAAAGCAACAAUAUUUCACCUCCUCCUUUCGAAUGUAAUGCAACAAAUGAAGGACAUCUUUGUGCAUCUUCAGAACAUUAAGCUUCCAAAGCACAUGUAUUUAGAAGUCACACAUUCCCAUGUAUUUAAAACAUUGUUACAACAUUCCAGUUAAUUGUUACAUUGUGGGAAAUAUAUUAAGAUGGGGAAAACAGGGUGAGCAGUAUAAUGAAUACAUAUAUGAAUAUUUAGCUGAUGUGCCAUUUUGGACAUAUAAUUUGCAUAAAAUGAUAGUCCAUCAAUAUUUUGCUUUACAUUGCAAGAUUGAUUGAUUGAUUGAUUGAUUGAUGUGGCAGGCAGUGCUGUUUGCUACUUACAGUGGGGAAAAUAAAUAUUUAGUCAACCAACAAUUGUGCGACUUCUCCUACUUGAAAACAUUACAGAGGCCUGUAAUUGCCAACAUGGGUAAACCUCAACCAUGAGAAACAGAAUUUUGAAAAAACAAAACAGAAAAUCACAUUGUUUGAUUUUUAAAGAAUUUAUUUCCAAAUUAGAGUGGAAAAUAAGCAUUUGGUCACCUACAAACAAGCAAGAUUUCUGGCCUGUCAAAGAGGUCUAACUUCUUCUAACGAGGUCUAACGAGGCGCCACUCGUUACCUGUGUUAAUGGCACCUGUUUUAACUCUUUAUCGGUAUGAAAGACCUGUCCGGACCAGUCAGUCACACUCCAAACUCCACUAUGACCAAGACCAAAGAGCCGUCGAAAGACACCAGAGACAAAAUUGUAGACCUGCACCAGGCUGGGAAUACUGAAUCUGCAUUAAGUAAAACGCUUGGUGUAAAGAAAUCAACUGUGGGAGCAAUUAUUAGAAAAUGGAAGACAUACAAGACCACUGAUAAUCUCCCUUGAUCUGGGGGUCCAUGCAAGAUAUCACCCAGUGGCGUCAAACUGAUAACAAGAACGGUGAGCAAAAAUCCCAGAACCACAUGGGGGGACCUAGUGAAUGACCUACAGAGAGCUGGGACCACAGUAACAAAGGCUACUAUCACUAACACAAUGCGCCACCAGGGACUCAAAUCCUGCAAUGCCAGACGUGUCCCCCUGCUAAAGCCAGUACACGUCCAGGCCUGUCUGCGGUUUGCUAGAGAACAUUUGGAUGAUCCAGAAGAGGACUGGAAGAAUGUGUUAUGGUCAGAUGAAACCAAAUUAGAACUUAUAUAUAGAACAAAGUAUUGAGAUGCCCUUUUCGUAUUGACCAAAUACUUAUUUUCCACCAUAAUUUGGAAAUAAAUUCUUCAAAAAUAAAACAAUGUGAUUUUCUGGGGGGUGGGGGGGGUUGAGAGUCCACAUUGUCUCUCAUGGUCGAGGUUUACCCAUGUUGACAAUUACAGGCCUCGCUAAUAUUUUCAAGUGGGAGAACUUGAACAAUAAGUGGUUGACUAAAUACUUAUUUGCCCCACUGUAUUUAGAAGUCACACAUUCCCAUUUAUUUAAAACAUUGUUACAACAUUCCUGUUAAUUGUUACAUUGUGGGAAAUAUAUUAAUAUUGGGAAAAACAGGGUGAGCAAUGUACUGAAUAUAUACAGUAUAUGAAUAUUUAGCUGAUGUGCCAUUUUGGACAAAUAAUUUUCAUAAAAUGAUAGUCCAUCAAUAUUUGGCUUUACAUUGCAAAGUUGAUUGAUUGGUUCAUUGAUUCAUUGAUUGAUUGAUGUAGCAGGCAGUGCUGUUUGCUACUUAGCUGAUUUAUUUCUCAACGAAAAAAAUGUCAUGUUACAGCAAAAAAAAAAAAAAAAACAGGACACAACUUUGCUUUUUUAAGUAAAUGCAUGUCUCUGCAUGGAAACAUCUUGUUUUAGGACAAAAGCUGUUUUAUUCCCAACUGGAAAUAUGAAGAAAACUCAUUUUGGGCCAGUCAAAAGUUAGUGGAGCAUAUUAUUACUUUUUUGUGGGUUGUUUUCUGUAUUAUAGUCGCACAUGAGCCAGGUAUUGAUCUACCAGUUGAUUGUAUAAUGUGUGUUAUUUUUAUGCCCCCUAAAAAUGCGUAAUGCUUGAAGAAAACAAUAAAUAUUGAAGACUACUCAUUGUUUUUUUCUUUAUCCAUAUAGGAGGUAGCGGGAUUAGUUGUCCCAUGGGUUAGUUGUCACACUUGCGAUAACUCGACCACCAGAGGGCAAUGUUGCACAAUAUCAGUAUUGAAAUUAUAAUUGCGCACCAAAAAAUCUACACUGUUUGAACUAUAAAGUUACGUAUCACUUUCAGGUAAGAAGCAAUUAGGUUUGUUUGUUUGUUUUUUUUUUGUUUUUUUUUUACAAUUAAAAAGUAUGAGGAAGAAGCCAGUUGAAGCCACUUGAUUGCUAGCAGUUAGCCUAGUUUACAGCGUAAAAAUGAGUUGGUGUUAGUUGUCACAAUUUAGAUGAGAUGGUUGUCACAUCAUCAGUUCAGAUGAUUCAAAAUUUUUUGUUAUUUUGAAGCAACAUUGUAAACCUGUUCUGUUAUUUGUAAAUGUGUUUUAAUGGUAGCAUUGUAAUGAAGUCUUGUUGAUGUUCCAUGUUUAUUAUGCUGCCAUAGCAGAUUCAUGGCGCAUUAAGUCCCUGAACUGUUUUUAAUUUGUCCGCUUUAACCUGGAAACCCCCGUUUACAGGAGUCGCGCAACUGCUUUUGUUUCAACCUAGCCAUAAAAAGGUAAAUAAUCGUAUUCUUCGAAAUAUGUCAUUUUUAUCUUAGAAUCAUUCAUUUAUGUCUAA